This is a messenger RNA of Brassica oleracea var. oleracea, 1515 nucleotides long. Its product is annotated as enoyl-[acyl-carrier-protein] reductase [NADH], chloroplastic. The record is from RefSeq and is a predicted model, not a curated record. The transcript is spliced from 12 exons. Gene Ontology annotation, biological process: fatty acid biosynthetic process. Lineage: Eukaryota; Viridiplantae; Streptophyta; Magnoliopsida; Brassicales; Brassicaceae. The coding region runs from base 203 to 1360 and encodes 385 amino acids. Gene Ontology annotation, molecular function: enoyl-[acyl-carrier-protein] reductase (NADH) activity.
CAAACCGGUAACGGUUAACCAUGCGGUUUUGAAUCGGUUUUUUCUAAAUAGGACGAAAAGUUGUCACUUAACUUGGGCAGACACACCUCGAUCUCAUCGAAUCUCCUCUUACAUAUCACUUCACAGCUCACACCAAACAAACCUACUCCCCUCUUUCCUCUCUCUCUAAGCUCUCUCAGAAAACAUUAGAAAGGUCGUGAGAAUGGCGGCGACAGCAGCUUCAAGCUUGCAAUUUGCUACAAUAAGGCCAAGCAUCUCUAGCAAAGUUGUUAAAGCAGGGACCUACAUUGUCGGUGCCAAUCCCAGGAACGCAUCAUGGGACAAACUUGCCUGCACUCGCCAUCUAUCGAAACACGGAUGUUUGAGAAACAACAGUUCUCUUCCAACUUCUAAAAAGAGUUUUUCCUUUUCAACAAAGGCCAUGUCUGAAUCCAGCGAGAACAAGGCUUCUUCUGGACUUCCUAUUGAUUUGAGAGGGAAAAGGGCUUUCAUUGCUGGUAUAGCUGAUGAUAAUGGAUAUGGUUGGGCCAUAGCCAAAUCUCUUGCUGCUGCUGGUGCUGAAAUAUUGGUUGGGACAUGGGUUCCUGCACUUAACAUUUUCGAGACGAGCCUGAGACGUGGAAAAUUUGACCAGUCACGCGUGCUGCCUGACGGGUCAUUGAUGGAGAUUAAAAAGGUUUAUCCUUUGGAUGCUGUGUUUGACAGUCCUGAAGAUGUGCCUGAAGAUGUGAAAGCGAAUAAGCGAUAUGCUGGAUCAUCAAACUGGACAGUACAGGAAGCUGCUGAAUGUGUUAGAAAAGAUUUUGGAACCAUUGACAUUCUUGUCCACUCACUUGCAAAUGGGCCCGAGGUUAGCAAACCUCUUCUGGAGACAUCAAGAAAAGGCUACCUCGCUGCUAUCUCUGCUUCGAGUUACUCUUUUGUUUCCCUCCUCAGGCAUUUCCUGCCAAUUAUGAACCCAGGAGGUGCUUCUAUAUCUCUUACUUACAUUGCUUCUGAAAGGAUCAUUCCUGGGUAUGGUGGGGGUAUGAGUUCUGCCAAAGCCGCACUAGAGAGUGAUACACGGGUGCUUGCAUUUGAAGCUGGAAGGAAACAAAAAAUUAGGGUCAACACCAUCUCUGCAGGUCCUUUGGGAAGCCGAGCAGCGAAAGCAAUUGGCUUCAUAGACACCAUGAUUGAGUAUUCAUACAAUAAUGCGCCUGUUCAGAAAACAUUGACCGCAGAUGAAGUUGGGAAUGCAGCAGCCUUCUUGGUAUCUCCAUUGGCCUCUGCCAUAACCGGUGCAACCAUCUAUGUUGACAAUGGCUUGAAUUCAAUGGGUGUUGCCAUCGACAGUCCAGUUUUCAAAGACCUCAAAUAGAGCCUUUUAAGUAACUGUAGUAACUCACUUUUUCUUGUGCUGCAUUUUUUUCAACUGAGUGGAUGCUGUUUUUCAAACUACUUUGUUUUCUAGAACAAAAUAAAAUAUUUAAAACAAUCAGAAUAAAUUCCAGUCAAAUAUUUAUUGGAUUUGAA